AUUUGGCUUACGGACCUGCCACUCAUCUAUAGCAGAGGGACCGAGUUGCUUGCCCAUUUACACCACGCUGCAUCAACCAGGCGCGUUGACGAGCGCCGCUGCAGGCCUGCUCCAGGAAAAGAAAUCUGAUCCGUGCAAAAUCAAGUGGGGCCUGUUAUUUGUUUGAGAUCAAGAAGGAUAAAAAUAUAGACAUGGACCUUGAAAGUGUGGUUCCAAGGAGUAUGGCGUUCCAUUUACUGGAAAAAAUAACAGAUGGUUUCUCCGAGCAACGGAAACUAGGUAGCGGAUAUAUAAAAAAGGGACUGUAUGAAGAUGGAAAAAAGAUUGCGGUGAAGAUGCUUUAUCCAAUGCCUGGACUUGACGAUGAACAAUUUGAGAAAGAGUAUCACAACCCAGCAAGUCUUCAUCACAAGAACAUUGUGCAAUUAGUUGGCUAUUGCCAUGAAACUAGGCGAGAAUAUUUGCCCUACAAUGGGAAAAUGGUUCUUGCUGAAAUGACACAGAGGGCGCUUUGCUUUGAGUUUAUGCAGAAUGGAAGCCUUGACAGCUGCAUUUCGGAUGAAUCUAAUGGCCAUGAUUGGCACACACGCUACUCAAUAAUUAAGGGGAUUUGCCAUGGUUUGAAAUACCUUCAUGUAGAGCUAAAACCUCCUAUUUUUCAUCUGGAUUUAAAACCAGCCAAUAUAUUGCUGGAUGAGAAUAUGGUACCUAAAAUAGCAGAUUUUGGAUUGUCAAGGCUGUUGGGAGAAGAACAAACCCAAAUCACAAAUAGUUCUUUAGGAACACGCGGGUAUUUACCACCGGAAUACAUAGAGCGGAAUGUUAUCUCAAACAAGUUUUACAUAUUCAGCUUGGGUGUUGUUAUCAUAAAAUUAAUGACAGGACCUACGGGCUACUCCAAAUGUGCUGAAAUGUCUUCACAGGAGUUCAUUGAACAGGUGCAAAGAAACUGGAGGGAUAGGUUACUCGCAACGUCGGUGUAUGCUUCAGAGCCAUAUUAUGAAGAAAAUGAAGACAUUCAUUGAAAUAGCUUUAAGGUGUGUGGAGACUGAUCGGCAUAAAAGGCCGAGUAUAGUCGGAUAUUGUUGAUAAAAUAAACGAGACAGAGAAUAUGAUACGGUUAGGCACAUGCUGGCCACGGCUAGGACAGGAAUACGUAGGAGCACUAUGACUGGUCGAAUAUAGUGGAUCAGCAAGUUUGUGAUAUUUGUGUGUGGUGGCCUGCACAGUUGGGCGAGCUCAGUGAGGAGGAGCUCCGACAGUAUGAUGGGUCAGACCGCACGAAGCCCCUUCUCAUGGCAAUCAAGGGUCAGAUCUAUGACAUCACACGGAGCAGAACAUAUUAUGGACCCGGUGGACCAUAUGCGAUAUUUGCUGGCAAAGAUGCCAGCAGAGCUCUAGCCAAGAUGUCCUUCGAACCCCAGGAUUUGACCAGCGAUGUCUCCGGCCUUGGUCCAUUCGAGCUUGAUGCGUUGAUAGAUUGGGAAUACAAGUUUGUUAGCCGUUACAACAUGGUUGGCACGGUCAAAGAGGAUGAUUCAGAUGAAAGAAGACGACACAAGCACAUCCCAAUGAGACCACCGCGCGCCGUAGAGGCGGGGCAUCUGUGUAGAAGCCGGUGACAAGCUGAGGGAGGCCAGCUGGGAAGGAGGAUGAGGAGGAGGUGGCACACAAGGAGUCAAGGACUUAGCUGCAGUUUUUUUUCCUCAGUCCAUACGAUCCAAAAUAGGACCGGAUUCUAUUAUCGUUCGAUCAAAAUAGGACCGGAAGUCAGAUCUAAGUUAGUGUAAUUCGAUAUAUGACUUGUAAGUUGUAACUGGGUUGUUUCUCCUGCCUGCCUCAUAGCUAUAUGGGAAGCUGCGGCUGGUGUAGCCUGUAGCAGAGCCUUGAAAUUCAGAAUGCGAGUGCCAUGUUGGCAUAUAGAUUGCGUUACUGGCAGAGUUCAAGCUAUCUGUCUCAUGUUCCUUUUAGCAAUAUAUGUAGCAUGCCAUGCCCUUGUGAAAAUCCUUCACAAGUUUUAUAUCUUCUUCAUUGCAUUCUGGUUAAUCGUGAAAAUAUUCCCUUA
Triticum urartu is the source of this 2065-nucleotide messenger RNA. RefSeq names its product cysteine-rich receptor-like protein kinase 26. The record is from RefSeq and is a predicted model, not a curated record. Lineage: Eukaryota; Viridiplantae; Streptophyta; Magnoliopsida; Poales; Poaceae. Gene Ontology annotation, molecular function: ATP binding; protein kinase activity. Gene Ontology annotation, biological process: protein phosphorylation.